This is a messenger RNA of Raphanus sativus (radish), 1646 nucleotides long. RefSeq lists its product as uncharacterized. Gene Ontology annotation, molecular function: lipid binding. The coding region runs from base 173 to 1516 and encodes 447 amino acids. The transcript has 6 exons. NCBI's taxonomy places the organism in Eukaryota, Viridiplantae, Streptophyta, Magnoliopsida, Brassicales, Brassicaceae. The record is from RefSeq and is a predicted model, not a curated record.
CAACCACCUCUUUAACCACAAGUUUCUACCACUUCUUCUCACCACUCGUAUCACUUUCUUUGUCGUCUUCCUCUCUCUCUCUCUCUCCUCAUUUCUUUUUAUAUUUAUCCAACAAACUUCGUUUUUUUUCAAAACCACACCCUUUUUUUUGCACUCUAUCUUAAUUCUUACUAUGGCUUUGCUCGUGACCAUCAUCUUAGGGCUCAUCGCCGGAUUGUUAGCUUUCGUUGUUGGUUUGCUCAUAGGAUGGGCAUGGAAACCCAGAUGGGUUUCUUCUCCUAGUGAAGACGAAGUCAAGUUACAAUCCUCUGCUCCUACAUCUUUCGAGUUGUCUUCACCAUCAUCAUCUCCUUCUCCACGUUAUGCAACUUCUCCAUUAAAGGGUUUUGGUUCAGCUCCUUGCUUCAAAGCUCUGGUUUGUGACACUUGGAAUAUGGCUUUAAGACAACAGAAAACAGUUUCUCCUGUUCCUUCUUCUGAACAAGUACAUGUAGUUGAUGGAGGGAAGAAAACAGAGGAGAGGUUGCCUAAUACUGUAACAGACUUAGAUUUAAGACAUCUUGUGCAACUGAUUGAGAGGAAAGAUGGUGGCCUUGCUUGGGUUCAGAUCAUGGAUCAGUCUGUUCCUGGUAUGAGAUAUCAAGCUUGGUUAAGAGAACCUAAGAAUGGUCCUACUGAGUAUAGAAGCAGAACUGUGUUUGAAGAUGCAACUCCUGAGAUUGUAAGAGAUUUCUUCUGGGAUGAUGAGUUUAGACCUACUUGGGAUACAAUGCUCUCUAGUUCCGAAACUGUUGAAGAGUGCACAAGUACUGGAACCAUGAUCGUUAGAUGGAUACGCAAGUUCCCGUUUUUCUGCAGUGAUAGAGAGUAUGUGAUCGGUCGUAGGAUAUGGAACUGUGGCAAAUCUUAUUACUGUGUUACGAAGGGAGUAUCGGUUCCUUGUGUACCACGUAACAACAAACAAAAACGUGUGGACUUGUUCUACUCUAGCUGGUGCAUUCGACCAGUGGAAUCAAUAAGGGAAGAUGGAACAGCAACAAGUGCCUGUGAAGUGCUUUUGUUUCACCACGAAGACAUGGGGAUACCGAAGGAGAUCGCGAAGCUUGGAGUGAAACGAGGAAUGUGGGGAGCAGUGAAGAAGAUGGAGCCUGGUUUACGUGCUUACCAAGAGCAAAGACUCUCAUCAGGAGGAGGAUACAAGCUCUCUCGGCCAGCUCUCAUGGCUCAGAUCAACACCAAGAUCACACCAGAACAUCUUGUUUCGCUCAGCAACGGUGCGUCGCCCUUCACUGAAACUCCAGUUACAUUGGACCGAGGAAACGGAGCUGAGAAUUUCAAGAAACUGUUGUUUAUCGGUGGAGCUGUUGCGGUUGCUUGUACUUUGAGUGGAGGACGGGGUUUUGUUCCUACUGGGUUACUUUUAGGGUUUGGGAAGAGGUUUGGUGGAAGUAAACGUGACCUCCAAGGAACAGGAACUACUACUACAACAAGUCAAAGUCAAAAUACUUCAUCAUAGAUUGAAAAUAAAUAAUCCAAAUUUUAGAUUAUUCAAGAUUAGUUAUGAUUAAUCUUUAUACAAGAGGAGAUAAUUUUUUUUUUUACAAAUAAUCAAUAAAAAUAGAAAAGUAUUAACUUUUUCUUUUGGA